Messenger RNA from Clunio marinus, 1782 nucleotides. The record is from the annotation of a GenBank genome assembly. NCBI's taxonomy places the organism in Eukaryota, Metazoa, Arthropoda, Insecta, Diptera, Chironomidae.
AUGAAACUAAAGGAAAUUUUUUUGUGUCUUAUCUCUUUAUUCAUUUCGACAAGUACAAAAGAAGUCACCGUGGAUUGUUUCUGUUUAAACGUCCCAUUACUUACAUAUUCUCUAUACGAGUAUUCAUGUUACGGAGAAUCAAGUGGAACAUUUCGUGAAGGAGAUUCACUCGUUAUUUCGUGCGUUCAUGAAGGAAGUUUUGGAGAUGAAAACGUUCGAUUCUUUGGACGAGACACAAGGAAUGACGGACUAGAUUUCGAAGUUAUUCCAACAGAAAUUCAAGAAAAAUUUCCAAACCUUCGUAGACUUGAACUCAGAAAUACUGGAAUUAAAUAUAUUACAAACGAUUCAUUUAAAAACGGCAACAAUCUUACGUGGAUCUCUCUCAUUGAUAAUAAAUUGAAAGCUCUUCCUGCAAAUUCUUUCAAUGGGCUUGAAAGCUUAACAUAUUUGGAUUUAUCCAGAAAUAAAAUCAGUUAUAUAAAUCGUGAUUUGUUCAGAUGUUGUGACGUUUUAGGGGAGCUCAAGUUAAAUGAUAAUCAGUUAACAACUUUCCAGUUGGGAUUUCUAGAGACAUUGACGAACUUAAGGAGUUUGGAUAUCAGUUCAAAUCGGUUAAAUCGUUUAAUUGCUAAAGAUUUUAAAAUGUUGAAGUUAUUAACUAACGUCAUAGCAAGAAAUGCAUCAAUUUAUGCCAUUGAAGCUGGUUUGUUCUCUGAAAUGAUGAUUUUUGCAACUAUUGACCUAAGAAGUAACAUUUGUACUACUAGCAAUUUUGUUAAAACUAAUAGAACAGAAUUAAAUGUAGCGCUUCAAUCAUGUUUUUCCAACUUUGAAAAUUCUUUUUGUGAAUAUUUCUAUGACAAUGAAAAUUUAUAUUCGUGCAAAUUAACUGCGAUUUACUUGGAAGAUCAGCAAAAGGAGUUCGCCAUAAGUGGAAGUCAUCUGAACAGUAAUAAUGAUGAGAAUGUGCAAGUAAUUCAGACGGUCAAUUCACGUUUAGAUUUAUUCCCUGAAGGAAUUUCAGAGAAAUUUCCAAAUGUUAAGAAAUUAAACUUGUGGAAUGUUCAAUUGCAGCGCUUGGUGCUAAAUGAAUUUGAAGAUUUUAAAUAUUUAACUACUUUAGAUUUAAGACUCAACCAUAUUACAAAAGUUAUCGAUGAGUGGUUUCAGAACUUCGUGCCACUGAAACAUUUGAUUUUGAUCAGAAAUGAAAUUGGGGAAAUCGAAGAAAAUUCAUUCUCUGGUCUUGUUGAUUUAAACUUUCUUGAUUUGUCGUACAACAAUUUGACUUCUGUUCCACAUCAAGCAUUGAAAUCUCUUUCAAAUUUGCGUUCUUUGUAUUUGAAUGCUAAUUUUAUUGCUGCUCUAGUUGAUGACUCUUUUGAAGUUUUAGCUAAACUUAGAACUUUGAGACUUGCUGGGAACAACAUUGAAAGAAUAUCAGGAAAGUCAUUUCAAAGUCUGCAUAAUUUGAGAGAACUGCAAAUGCAAGACAACAAGCUUUCAGAACUUCCAAUCGAACUUUUCUCAUCUUGUAUAAAAUUGGAGUAUGUGAACUUGGAACAUAACGAACUUGUUUACUUCACACCGAAAUAUUUUGCAAAUGUUCUCAACUUAAAUUAUUUGGAUUUGUCUUCAAAUAAAAUUGAAAUUAUAACAGACAUAGAAGAGUUCGCGAAACUGAAGCAACUCUCGACAUUUUUCUUAUCUCACAACAAAUGUUUCGAUAAGAAUUAUGACGAUUUCUAUUAUCAAGAUUUAAUGCUUCCUGAUUGUUGA